This is a messenger RNA of Annulohypoxylon truncatum, 1021 nucleotides long. RefSeq names its product class II peroxidase. The transcript is spliced from 3 exons. NCBI's taxonomy places the organism in Eukaryota, Fungi, Ascomycota, Sordariomycetes, Xylariales, Hypoxylaceae. Bases 192 to 995 code for a protein of 267 amino acids. Gene Ontology annotation, biological process: response to oxidative stress. The record is from RefSeq and is a predicted model, not a curated record. Gene Ontology annotation, molecular function: heme binding; peroxidase activity.
GCUAAGGUGGGCAACAACAUCUCAUCAGUUCUCCUUCACUCCUAUUUUACAUACUCCUGAGCUGGUUACUUGCGAGUUACCUUCAAUCGUUAUUCUGUCUUCUCGUCACUAUCAUUUCUAGCUCUUCUAAGCUCACUACGCCGUCUAUUUUUUAUAUUUAUAUUGUACCAGUUGAGAGCCACUCAUACAAAAUGCAUUCGUUCAGACCUACCGUACUAUUCACAGCUCUUGUAGCCUCUUCUGGUCUUGUUAGGGCACAAUGCCCUGCAGUCUGGACUGACGUUGCUGCGGAACUGAAGACAACCUUCAUAGACAGCAGCGGCAACUGCAACGACGACGCUCGUGCGGCUAUCAGGCUUUCCUUCCAUGACUGCUUCCCCGGUGCCUGCGAUGGGUCUAUCAUCUUGGCGGACGAGUGCACUGACCGCGGCGAGAACGCUCAAAUGAUUGGUAUAUGUUCAACCUUGGGUACAAUGGCAACCAAUUUCACCGUCGGUACAGCUGAUUUGAUCCAAUUCGCUGCUGCGUUCGGGAUAGCCUCAUGCCCAGGCCUACCGGCAAUUGCCGUCAAGGUCGGUAGAACGGACUCGUCUACCGCAAACGCGGCGAACCAGAUCCCUACGCAAAAUGACAACGCCACCACCAUUGUCGCCGCCUUCGCGGCCAAGGGGUUCACGUCCACGGAGCUAGUCGCCCUUAUUGGAGCUCAUAGCGCUGCCAAGGACCUGAACGGAAACGCGCUCGACACGACCGUAGACGACCUCGACACAACCUUCUAUACAGAGACCGCCAAUGGCACCGCCCCCGCGAGCCUGAACAGCGACGUAUCUAUGAGUAGCUCGUCGGUAACGAGCGGGGACUGGACCACAUUCGGCUCCGAUGCUUCUGCCUGGGCCGACGCAUUUGUACCAGCGAUGGAAAAGCUGAGCCUUCUCGGCAACGACGCGUCUACCUUGACCGACUGCUCAAGCGUCAUCACAGCGGCCUUCGCAUAACUGCUAAUAUUUUUUGUUGAAUAAUU